UCACAAAAUGAAGGCUUUAAGCACACUGUAUUACAUUAUACCAUUAUUGACGUUAUAUUUUUCCAUGGAAAAAGUGAAUAUCUUUUCUCCGUUCAAAACUAAUGACUGGCACCAAAAUCCCGCUGGUAUCGUAAAAAUAAUCCAACGAUAUACUGGUGUUUGUGAAACCCAUCACCUACAAACCGACGAUGGUUACAUUUUAACCAUGUUCCAAAUACCAAGACGAAACCCCAAAGGUGUGAUCCUCCUCCAACACCCCAUUUUCUUUGAUUCUAGAAUAUGGGUCAGUCAAUACAAUAAUUCCAUCGCUUUCUUGUUUUGGAACGCAGGCUACGAAGUUUGGUUGGGAAACACCAGAGGAAACUUUUUUUCCAAGAAACAUACAAACCUUUCAUCCACAGAUCCAGCCUUCUGGAAUUUUACUUUUCACGAAAUGGGUUAUUACGACAACCACGCCACAAUAGAGUACAUUAAAAGAAACACGUCACAGUCAAAAAUCAUCUUUGUGGGGUAUUCUAUGGGUGGUACCUCUGGGUUCGUUUAUGCUAGUACUAGACCAGAGGAUGCCUCUAGAUCAGUGAAAGUUAUUAUAACCAUGGCUGCUGUUACUCACCUUUCUAGAGGGACUUCAUUUUCCAAGUAUAUCGUGCCUCCGUUUUUUUUCUUGCAGCGAAAUUUAAAAUUUGUGGACGCUUAUUUCACGGUACUGCGAUACGACUCUUGGUAUUUGAGGCUAGUGCGAUCUUUGUUUGCAGCUUUUCCUUGUCGGAAGUGUAUUAUUUAUGCUAAUGGAUUAAUAUCUGGAUGGACUCCAGAUGAACUGGAUCCUGACUUGGUAGAUGAGCUAAUGCAAGUGUUUGGUUCUGAAGUUCCUCUUAAGAUGUUCGAUCAUUAUAAUCAAAUAUAUAUAUCUGGGGGGGAGUUUCGCAUGUACGAUUAUGGAGAACGGGAAAAUGUCCACCUGUAUGGAACCAAAAAGCCGCCUUGGUACCCUCUGGAAGACAUUAAAGUACCCAUUUUUUUGAUGUAUGGUCAAAAUGAUAGCUUCAUUUGUCCGAAGAAACAAAACAACACUUGCAAGAGUUAUCUAAGUUAUUUCAAUAUAUUUUUCAGCAGCGAUUGUUACCAUAACCCCGACCAAGACGACGACAUUUUGGGUAUUAUCCAACGACACGUUGGAGUGCACGAAACUCACGAAGUCCAAACGGAUGAUGGUUAUUUUUUGACGCUUUUUCGAAUACCGCGCCAAAAUCCUAGAGGGGUGAUUUUUUUCCAACACCCUCUGACUACAGAUGCACGAGUAUGGGUUGGUCAGUAUAACGAAUCUGUUGCUUUCUUAUUUUGGAGGGCGGGUUAUGACGUUUGGUUGGGAAAUAUACGGGGGAGUCAUUGUUGCAAGAAACAUGUCAGUUUAGACCCUACAGAAGCUGCCUUUUGGAAUUUUAGUUUUCAUGAAAUAGGUUACUACGAUAAUCAUGCCAGCAUUGAAUAUGUUAAACAACAAACAGGUGGAUCUAAAAUCAUCUAUUUGGGGUACUCAUUGGGUGGUACUAGUGGUAUGGUGUAUGCUAGCACUAGAGAUAAAGAGGCAGCUGAUUCUGUUAAAAUGAUGGUGGUAAUCACCCCUACUACUCAUCUUCAAUUAAGUUGUACCAGUUUGUUGAAGUAUCUACUCUUCAUAUCUUACAAUUUACAAGGAGUCGUGAGUUUAGCAGAUCCACUUUUUGUUUUCAAUCAACAAGACGCUUGGUACGCGAAGAUUGGGAGAUUUCUGGUAACACAUUUUCCGUGCAAGAAAUGUAUGUUAUAUUUCUCGUAUUUGUUUGUUGGGUUUUCUGAAGAUGCCUUCGAGCCAGACUUGAUAAAUAUGUUCGUCCGAGUACAUAUGUCUGAAUAUCCUUUAAAAAUGUUAUACCAUUACUAUCAGAUGUACGUUGUGGAUGGAAUAUUUCAAAGGUAUGACUAUGGAGAGGAAACGAACCUACUACUAUAUGGUACCAAGGAACCAACAUCGUACCCCUUGGAAAAUAUAAAAGUGCCUGUAUAUAUCGUGUCCGGAGCCAAUGAUAAUCUCGAUUGUCCUAAUGCAAUUGAAAAACUAUACAACUUGUUGCCGAAAAAUUCCACCGCACAUGGGAAACUGAUGGUUGAAGGUUUCAAUCAUUUGGACUAUGCAUAUGGACGCUACCGUAACGAAAAAGUCUAUUUCAAGAUCCUACAACUCCUCGACAAGAUACAUCUAGACGACCAAAAUUGUCUACACUAAACGAGAAGCUGAUAUUUGUUUUGUAAAGUGUAUAUUCAUUGGUUUUUGGACUUACCAGAAAUAACCAAAGUAUUUUGGGGAAUUCCUUAU
Molecule: messenger RNA, 2356 nt
Organism: Zophobas morio
Lineage: Eukaryota; Metazoa; Arthropoda; Insecta; Coleoptera; Tenebrionidae
Exons: 11
Coding region: 8-2266 (752 amino acids)
Biological process (GO): lipid metabolic process
Source: RefSeq, a predicted model, not a curated record